This is a messenger RNA of Pistacia vera, 2650 nucleotides long. RefSeq names its product DNA (cytosine-5)-methyltransferase CMT3. Gene Ontology annotation, cellular component: nucleus. NCBI's taxonomy places the organism in Eukaryota, Viridiplantae, Streptophyta, Magnoliopsida, Sapindales, Anacardiaceae. Gene Ontology annotation, molecular function: methyltransferase activity; chromatin binding. The transcript is spliced from 20 exons. The record is from RefSeq and is a predicted model, not a curated record.
UUCUUUUCUCUCACCCAAACGGCGCCGUUGCAUCCUCCUCAAGCCGCCGUUCAAUCCUCCUCAAGCCGGCAGCCGCCAUGACUAGCAAGCGGAAGUCCACGCCCUCUCCGGCCCAUUCGGGAAAGAAAUUGGCGGUUGAGGAAAAGAGAAGUGAAGACUACGAGGAGCCUGAAGCUCGUUUUCUCGGAGAUCCGGUUCCCAGUAAAGAGGCCAGGCAACGGUGGCCAAAGCGCUACGCAGAACAGGUAAAUCUGAAAUGAAAGGAUGAUGAUUCGGAAGAAUUUAUUCAAGCCUCAUGUCAUUACAUGCAAGCGGAAGUUGAUGGAUGUGUAAUUUAUGAUCUUUAUGACGACGCUCAUGUAAAAGCAGGAGAUGGGGAGGAAGAUUUUAUAUGUAAAAUUGUUGAGAUGUUCAAGGCAGUUGAUGGGACACUAUAUUUUACUGCUCAGUGGUAUUAUAGAGCUUGUGACACGGUCAUUCAAAGCAAUGCCCAUCUUAUUGAGAAAAACCGUGUUUUUUUCUCAGAGAUUCAGAAUGACAAUCCGCUGGAGUGUCUUGUGAAAAAACUAAUUAUUGCUCGGGUUCCUCUAAAUGUUGACUUAGAGGCUAAAAAGUUGGCAAUCCCGACUUGUGAUUACUAUUGCGACAUGUUGUAUUUAUUGCCUUACUCCACGUUUCGUAACUUGCCACCAGAAAAUAGGAGAGCUGGCAGUGAGACGUCAUCCACUAUUUCUAGUGAAGUGGAUGCCAAUGGGUGUGAUGUUAUGGAGCAUAAGAAGCCAGAGGUGACAUUGUUGGAUCUAUAUUCUGGAUGUGGUGCUAUGUCAACUGGUUUGUGCCUUGGUGCAAAUAUGUCUGGUUUAAAUCUCGUUACACGAUGGGCCGUUGACCUGAACGAACAUGCUUGUAGAAGUCUCAAGUUGAACCAUCCAGAGACAGAGGUGAGGAAUGAAGCAGCUGAAGAUUUUCUCACACUGCUAAAAGAGUGGGAAAAGCUAUGCAUUAGUUUUUCCUUGGUCAAAAGUAAAGAUCCACAGCAACAAUUUGAUUAUUUUGGUAUGGUGGAUGAUGGAGGUGAAGAAGAAGAUGAAGAUGAUGGCAGUAGUGAGGCUGAUGGGGAAGAUGAUCCUGAGGUUUUUGAAGUUGAGAAGAUUCUAGCCAUUUGUUAUGGUAAUCCAAAGGAGAAGAGCGAACGAGGAUUAUACUUAAAGGUUCGCUGGAAAAAUUAUGGACCUGAUGAAGAUUCUUGGGAACCAAUUCAAGGGUUGAGUAAUUGUACAGGGAAGAUAAAAGAAUUUGUCUCUCAUGGGUACAGAUCAAAGGUUCUGCCCUUGCCGGGCGAUGUGGAUGUGAUUUGUGGAGGGCCUCCAUGCCAAGGUGUUAGUGGCUUUAACCGUUUUAGGGACAAGAAUAAUCCUUUGGCUGAUGAAAAAAAUAAACAAUUAAUGGUGUUUAUGGAUAUUGUCGAAUAUCUAAAGCCAAGAUUUGUUUUGAUGGAGAAUGUAGUCGACCUUGUAAAGUUUGCUAAAGGAUAUCUUGGACGAUAUGCCUUGGGUCGGCUCAUUCAAAUGAAUUACCAAGCCCGUUUAGGAAUGAUGGCAGCUGGAGCAUAUGGGCUUCCCCAAUUUCGGAUGCGAGUUUUCUUAUGGGGAGCUCAACCAACAGAGACUUUACCUCAGUACGCGCUCCCAACCCACGAUGUUGUUAUAAGAGGAGUUAUUCCUACAGAGUUUGAGAGAAACACGGUAGCAUAUGAUGAGGGCCAUUCAGUGGAACUAGAAAGGAAACUUUUGUUGAAGGAUGCAAUUUCUGACCUUCCAGCAGUUGGAAAUUAUGAAUCUCGUGAUGAGAUGCCAUAUGACAAGGAUCCCGAGACAGAGUUUCAAAGGUUCAUCAGAUUAAGUAAAGAUGAAAUGAUCGGUUCUUCAUCAGAGUCAGAACGAAGUAAACAGUUGCUCUUUGAUCAUCGUUCGCUUGAGUUGAACACGGACGAUUAUCAACGUGUUUGUAGGAUCCCGAAAAGAAAGGGAGCAAAUUUUAGAGAUUUACCUGGAGUUCUUGUUCGUCCAGAUAAUAAAGUUGAAUGGGAUCCUAAUGUCGAGAGGAUAUAUUUGGAGUCUGGAAAACCUCUGGUCCCUAAUUAUGCGAUGACCUUUGUCGAUGGGACAUCAUCUAAACCUUUUGCCCGUCUUUGGUGGGACGAGACAGUGCCAACAGUGGUUACCAGAGCAGAACCGCACAAUCAGGCCAUUUUACACCCGGAACAAGACCGUGUGCUUUCAGUUCGUGAAAACUCAAGGUUGCAAGGUUUUCCCGAUUAUUACAAGCUUUGCGGACCUAUUAAAGAAAGGUAUAUCCAAGUUGGAAAUGCAGUGGCAGUGCCCGUGGCUCGAGCGUUAGGAUACGGAUUAGGUCUAGCAAUUCAAGGAUCGGCAACUCAUGAACCUUUAUUUACAUUACCUCAAAAAUUCCCAAACAUCUUAGAACGACUUGCUUCUGCAUCAUCUGAAGAUGAUGCUUGAUUGUUGUACUCAAAAGUAACAUGUUGGAUUAUUGAAGAACAAUUCAUAUUGUAAUUGUAAUUGUAAUUGUACAUUAUCUUAACCUUCCGGCUAAGCCCCCUUUUUUUAUAAUCAUUAUUCAAAUGACA